This is a messenger RNA of Mizuhopecten yessoensis (Yesso scallop), 2423 nucleotides long. RefSeq lists its product as uncharacterized. The transcript has 10 exons. NCBI's taxonomy places the organism in Eukaryota, Metazoa, Mollusca, Bivalvia, Pectinida, Pectinidae. The record is from RefSeq and is a predicted model, not a curated record. The coding region runs from base 685 to 1218 and encodes 177 amino acids.
AGAGACAAAAUGCCACCAACCAGAAAAAAGCGGGCAGCAGCAGAACGCCACUACAUUAUAAGGCAAAGAACAGGGGUACAAGUGGCGGAUGAAGAAGUUACUGCCCCACUCCCAGGUAACAACCCUGGCCCACAACUUCCGCUUCCGGGUGCCUCGGUACCACCAAUUUCAGCAAUAGUAGCAGAGCUACUGGUGCAGAUGCGUGCCGAAGGACUGGUGCUUCAACAGCACAGACACAACACCCACCCUUCACUACCUACACAACCAUCGGCUACAGUAGGGGCUCCACAAGUGGAGUUUGGGGGUUCACCGACUGAGCAGGUAUAUCUCUUGAGAUGUAAAGAGCCACCGUCCGAGGCGAGGGAGGGAUCAUCUGGUGGUACUGCCGCGACUGCCAAAACGAUCCUCCUAGUCGUUUAGAUGACACCGUCAAGAUGGGGCCGCCAAUGUUAAAGAGGAGCGACGCCACGGCCUCCGUUGACGUCAUCGCCAGUUUUGGAGAGGAGCGAUGCCAUAUGUGAGGUUGCAAACUCUACCCUCACCAGCGACUUUUUGGACGAGCCACCAGCCUUCGGAUUUUCACCGAUCAGGAGACUGGACGCAACCUUCGUCGUUCCGGACUCCGCCACAGACGACCCAGACGCCACGUUUCCUGUCUCGACGGGUGGAGAUACCAUCGAUGAGAUGAAUACUAAAAAGGAGACAUCCAUGAUGCUUCUUUCGACCUUCAGGACCAGCCAGCCUAUGACGACAGUUUUGACCUCACUGUCCAAGACCAUGAUGACCCGACUCGCAGAGCAAUCCCUAGCCGACGCCCUCAUCACUGACACCGUACUGGAGGAUGAGGAGGUGACCUGGGGGGUAGUAGACCAGGGAACCAACCGUCGUUGCCGGAAACUUGUUUCCAGUGACGGAUACACUUACACUGUGAAGGGAUCAACCAAGACAACCACAACAUGGAGAUGUUCCGUCCGGAAUAAGAAGGUUUGGUGCCGGGCCAGCGUCAGCCAGCGAGGGGAUGUGUUCACCUGCGGUACUAUUGACCAUGUCCACGGUUCGGACAACUUGGCCAUGAAGAGGGUGAAGGUAAAGACUCAGAUAUUGACCGAGGUCAUGGCCACCGUCCACACUUCAGCAGCGACUAUAAUGGAGGACGUCCUAUCUCAUCAGUACCGCAAACCGUGCCCGACAGAUGAUCCGGCCACGGGAGCCCACUGACCUGGACUUUGUUGUUGAUCAGGAGUUCGUUCGAUGUCCAGAUUUCGUCAUCGGUGACGUGAGUGAGGAUGGUCAGCGACACCCGAUGUUCGCCACUCAGACCCAGUUGAGCCUUCUCCGACAGGCUCGCCGAUGGUAUAUGGAUGCAGAAACGUAUAAUGUAUUACACGUCUCUGAUGGAUGGGACCUUCAAGAUCAGGAAGGAGCCUUCACUCAGCUAUGGAGUAUGUGUUUGAAGCAGGUGCCGAUACUGUUCGUGUUGAUGUCUCGUCAGCGAGCACAGGACUACGUUGUUCAAGCUGCUACAGAUACAUCAACAGAUCCUGUAGGCGUAUAUCUUCAUACCGGCGUUCGUCGAUGCUGUUUCCCUUGUCUGCAGGUGUACCAAGUUUGGUAGGUAUUCGGCUGGAUACUUCAAGUCCCAAAACUGGAUGAAAUCGCUGCCAUACUUCUUGAACUGAAGUGUAUUGAUUUUCUGACGCUGUUUUUCGAAGACGUCCUUCGUUAGUCCUGGAGCUCUAAAUGUCCUUCUGGUCAGGAUUUGCGCUAUCAAUACUUUGGUAAUGCCGAAACUGUGCAUAGACUCCACUAGCGACACGAUCCUGGUGUAGAUCUUCCUUGGUCUUAUGUCUGCCUCCAACGUGUAUUUUAGUCUGUUUUGUUUAACGUCCUAUAAACAUUUAGUGACGUGGAUGAACGCUUCAGCUGCCCCUACUUCUAACAGAUUCUGCAAUGUCGCCUUGUGCAUCCUGUCGGUAUGGAGUCCUUCUUGGCCGCAGAACAUGGUAGUGUGAGGUGUGCCCAAGUCCCAAUCGCAUACAUUUAUAAGUCUAUGUACAGUACACUUCAUAGCCAUUAUGAAUAAUUCACAAUGUCAUCGCGUCAAGGAAUUCGUUUAAGCGUUCGAUCACCCAAAAACCCCAUCAGGGAUCUUGGUAACGGCAUAUCGCAACCCGCAAUGAUUCUCGUCACUUGAUCAGUCACCAGGGAUCGCGAUGAUAGAUCCUCAGUGAUGCAUCAAGGUCGGUUGUCCUCGCGCAUCGCCGCAACUGGGUACGCAUAGUCUUGCUGGCGCUCACCGUAAUUUACCUGUGGUUGAUGGAGGAAGGUUUGCAGAACCUAUAGUGUAUAUGCCAGUGUAUAUGUAUACUGAACAAAAAAAGAAACGCACAAUUGAAUUAUGCAAUCAGUAUGAAGGGACAAGU